UGCGACAGUCCAGGAGAGAGCGCAUGCGUGCCAGCCAUUUUGGAAACAACAAAAUAUGUCGCGUUACUCGAGGCCACCAAAUUCGUCGCUCUAUGUCCGAAAUGUGCCAGAUCAAACGAGGCCAGAAGAGCUAAGAUCGAUGUUUGGGAAGUAUGGACCACUCUCGGAUGUUUACGUACCACUAGAUUACUACACAAGAAGACCAAGAGGAUUUGCAUAUAUUCAAUUUGAAGAUCCACGAGAUGCUGACGAUGCCCUGUAUCAUUUGGACAGAACUAGAUUCUUUGGAAGAGAGUUGGAGAUCGAAUUUGCCAGAGGAGAUCGAAAAACACCAAAUCAAAUGAGGGGGAAGGAAAGGUCAUCUAGAAGGUCACCAUACAGAAGUCGCCAUGACGACAGAAGACGAAGAUCAUACAGCAGAAGUCCAAGACGUCGAUCAAGAUCAAGAAGCUAUGACAGAAGGCACCGCUCCAGGUCACGAAGUUAUGACAGGAGGAAAUCACGUUCCAGGAGCUAUGAGAAGAAACGAUCAAGGAGCCGAGGUCGCCGUUCAUACACACGUUCUAGAAGCAGGUCACGAUCUAACAGGUCAAGGUCGUACAGCCGUUCUCGUUCAAGGUCAGGAGGUCAUGGCGAUGAAAGAGAAGCAAGAAGUCGAAGUAGAACGCCACAAAAAGAUUAGAAAGAUUGUUAUCUGUCGUUUAAAAAGUCUUCUGAACAAAAAUAACAAUUUCUCUAGUACCUUACAUCUGUUCCUUGAUAUUAAUUAUGCUGAAAAGACGAAAAAGGAAAGUUUUGUGGUAGUGAAUAAUAUAU
Molecule: messenger RNA, 816 nt
Organism: Ruditapes philippinarum (Manila clam)
Lineage: Eukaryota; Metazoa; Mollusca; Bivalvia; Venerida; Veneridae
Product: serine/arginine-rich splicing factor 10-like
Exons: 9
Coding region: 56-682 (208 amino acids)
Biological process (GO): mRNA splicing, via spliceosome
Cellular component (GO): nuclear speck; cytoplasm
Molecular function (GO): RNA binding
Source: RefSeq, a predicted model, not a curated record